GCGUGCUCGAGGGUCACGUCCGGAGUCGGAAACAAGCGAAAUUCACGACGCCUCGGCUUUUUCGGCCGUGGCGCGCGAAAAAUCACGAAAAAAACAACGAAUUUCCUCGUACCUGAAUGAAAAUGAUGUGACGAGAACAAAAGACUAAUUAACGGAAUCGAAAGAACUACGUGUAUGUAAUACGAUUGGACUCAAUUGGACCUUUUGCAUGUGUAGAAGUAAACACGAAUGUGUUAAGAAGAUAGAUUUGACUUUAGAAACAGAAAGACAUUUAUGAAAAUAGGGUGGCUCGUUGAGCCAGCAAUAGCAAAAUGGAUUCGUAUAUAAUGCAGGUCAGACGCAUGUGGCUAAAUCAGGACGGAGAGGGUUUAGCAGAUCUCCUGUCUUUAAGACACGUCCAUGUAAACAUUCCACAAAUCGGAUCAGAAACAGCAAUGACUAAAGCAAUGGAACAUUUGUCUGCCCCUCUCGAUGAUCUAGUACUUUACCACUUAAAAACUGUAGCAGCUAUGAACAAAGACGAUCCAUUGUCCAUGUAUAAUCACCAAAGUUCAGCAGUUCAAUCUCUGACGAAAAUCCUUCAAAUGCAAAAAGAGGAGAAUUGGAUGUUGCCUGUUAUGAACGUGAUGUGCUUAGAAUUAAGAUUUUUAGCAGUUUGUGCUGAGAACUCGAAGAGCAACAAGAACACGAAACCUGGAGAGAUCCUCGAGAAAUGUGCAGACUGUCUGAUGGGUUGUUUUCGAGUUUGUGCCUGCGACAAUCGCAGUUCAGAGGACGAUACGAAAAGAUGGGGCAUGCUGGCGCUAGUCAAUCAAUUAUUAAAAAUCUAUUUUCGUAUUAAUAAAUUGCAUCUAUGCAGACCUUUGAUAAGAGCGAUAGAAUCGUCUCCUUACAAAGCGCAUUUCGCAUUAGCGCAACAGAUAACGUACAAGUUCUUCGUAGGCCGUAAAGCAAUGUUUGACAGCGAUUACAAAGCUGCCGACGAACAUCUCACGUACGCGUUCGAACAUUGCCACAAACAAUCGUCGAAGAACAAACGACUGAUUUUGACUUAUCUCGUACCUGUGAAAAUGUUAUUAGGAUACAUGCCUAAGCACGGCGUGUUGGCAAAGUACAACUUGAUGGAGUUCGGGGAAUUGAUGGAGGCUGUGAAGAAGGGAGAUCUAAAGAAUCUCGAGAAAGUAAUGGCGAAACACGAGUCGUUCUUCAUCGGAGCAGGGAUUUACUUGAUCGUAGAGAAAUUGAAAAUAAUAGCUUAUAGGAAUCUAUUUAAGAAAGUGUAUCUCGUGUUGAACACCCAUCAGAUCCCUAUCGAAUAUCUCGCUGCAGUAGUGGAAUCGGAUGACACCGACGAGGUGAACAUCGACGAGGUGGAGUGCAUCGUGGCGAAUUUAAUAUACGAAGGGAAAAUUAAAGGAUACAUAUCUCACCAGCAUAAGAAAUUGGUCAUCUCCAAACAGAAUCCUUUUCCGCGAUUAUCAACAGUACCCUAAUUACUCUCGUGUAUUUCGUAAUAAAAAAAUCUGUUUAUUUAUAA
This is a messenger RNA of Ceratina calcarata, 1537 nucleotides long. RefSeq names its product PCI domain-containing protein 2 (gene PCID2). The transcript has 6 exons. Gene Ontology annotation, cellular component: transcription export complex 2. Lineage: Eukaryota; Metazoa; Arthropoda; Insecta; Hymenoptera; Apidae. The record is from RefSeq and is a predicted model, not a curated record. Gene Ontology annotation, biological process: transcription elongation by RNA polymerase II; poly(A)+ mRNA export from nucleus; post-transcriptional tethering of RNA polymerase II gene DNA at nuclear periphery. Gene Ontology annotation, molecular function: RNA binding; double-stranded DNA binding. The coding region runs from base 312 to 1493 and encodes 393 amino acids.